This is a messenger RNA of Drosophila bipectinata, 1696 nucleotides long. RefSeq names its product bifunctional phosphoribosylaminoimidazole carboxylase/phosphoribosylaminoimidazole succinocarboxamide synthetase. Gene Ontology annotation, molecular function: phosphoribosylaminoimidazolesuccinocarboxamide synthase activity. NCBI's taxonomy places the organism in Eukaryota, Metazoa, Arthropoda, Insecta, Diptera, Drosophilidae. The record is from RefSeq and is a predicted model, not a curated record. Gene Ontology annotation, biological process: 'de novo' IMP biosynthetic process. Gene Ontology annotation, cellular component: cytosol.
GCGGUUCUGCAGCCGCUCAGUCAGUUUCAAGCUGCGACGGAGAGCAGAGUCCCAAAGAGAGAACGUACUACAGAAGUGGGGUGGGAGCACCAAAAAACGCGAAUAUAAAGCACAAAGCGAGGCACGCAACACGUGAAUAUCCAGAAUCAGAAUUAAAUUGGAAGAGAGAGCCAGUGAUCUUAAAGAACAUUCCAAGAUGUCCACCACAUCCAUUGAAGGCUAUAAACUGGGCAAGAUCCUGAUCGAGGGCAAGACCAAGCAGGUCUACGAUCUACCCGAACAGCCAGGACUCUGCCUGCUCUUGAGCAAGGAUCGCAUUACAGCUGGGGAUGGCGUGAAGGCGCACGAUCUCGAGGGCAAGGCCGAGAUCUCCAAUACCACCAACGGCCAGGUGUUCCGACUCCUCAACGAGGCGGGUAUUCGUACCGCCUAUGUGAAGCAGUGCGGAUCGAAGGCCUUCAUCGCCCGCAAGUGCCAAAUGAUACCCAUUGAGUGGGUAACGCGACGCCUCGCCACCGGAUCUUUCCUAAAACGGAACGUGGGCGUGCCGGAGGGCUAUAGAUUCUCUCCUCCGAAGCAGGAGACCUUCUUCAAGGACGAUGCCAACCAUGAUCCCCAGUGGAGCGAGGAGCAGAUCGUGUCCGCCAAGUUCGAGCUCAAUGGCCUGGUGAUCGGUCAAGAUGAAGUCGAUAUUAUGCGCAGGACUACCCUGCUGGUCUUUGAAAUCCUGGAGCGGGCAUGGCAGACUAGGGACUGCGCCCUGAUCGACAUGAAGGUGGAGUUCGGUAUCGAUGCCGAUGGCAACAUAGUCCUGGCCGACAUCAUCGAUUCCGACUCGUGGCGCUUGUGGCCCUCGGGGGACAAACGCCUCAUGGUGGACAAGCAGGUCUACAGGAAUCUCACGGCCGUAACGGCCAGCGAUCUGGACACCGUGAAGCGCAACUUCAUUUGGGUGGCCCAGCAAUUGGCCGAUAUUAUCCCCAAGAAGGAUCACCUGGUCGUUGUCCUGAUGGGCAGUGCCUCCGACACGUCGCACAGCGAAAAGAUCGCCACCAGCUGCCGCUCCCUGGGCCUCAAUGUCGAGCUCCGAGUGACCUCCGCCCACAAGGGACCCGAGGAGACGCUGCGCAUCGUCCGGGAGUACGAGUCCGUCAUCCAGAACCUCAUCUUCGUGGCCGUGGCGGGACGAUCGAACGGCCUGGGUCCCGUCGUAUCGGGCAGCACCAACUAUCCGGUCAUCAACUGUCCGCCCGUGAAGUCCGACAACAUGCAGGUGGAUGUCUGGAGCAGCCUGAAUCUGCCCUCGGGUCUGGGCUGUGCCACCGUUCUGUAUCCUGAGGCGGCGGCCCUGCAUGCCGCCACCAUCCUGGGCCUUGGCAACUUCAUGGUCUGGUCCAAGCUGCGGGUCAAGGCCCUCAACAACUUCAUCACCCUGAAGAAGGCCGACAAGGAGCUGCGCGGCGUCCGCAAUGCCUAGGUGCCUAGGUGCCUAGGGGGGAACUGCCAAUCGAGAGGGUCUGCUAGGACUCCUGGGAAUCCUGCUCCGAAAGGACCUGCUCGGCUCUCAUCAUUUUUUUUUGUUUUCUGAUUUUAUUUUAGUAUUAAGGAAAGCAUGACUUGAACUAGUUAUACCUGGUACUGCCAGGGUGCUAGUCCCUCGAAAUACCUAUUAAUAAAAAGAAUAUAUACAAUUUUA